AUUAUACUUUUAGGGUUCUUCCGUUGGGGCGGUCGAUCCUUUCGCUCCCUCCAGCUCGCUGCUGGAUCGCGCAGACGCUGGGAUGGCUCUAGUUCCCAGGAAUUUCCGGCUGCUCGAGGAGCUGGAGAGAGGGGAGAAGGGCCUUGGCGAUGCGUCUGUGAGCUUGGGCAUGGAUGACAGUGACGAUGUGUACAUGUGUUCGUGGACUGGCACAAUUCUGGGGCCUAGCAAUUCUGUUCACGAAGGACGCAUUUAUCAGCUUAAGUUGUACUGCGACAAAGACUAUCCGGAUAAGCCACCAAGUGUGCGAUUCCAUUCGCGAAUCAACAUGACUUGCGUUAAUCGCGAGACUGGAGCUGUGGAACCCAAGAAUUUUUCUUUGCUCUCGAACUGGCGACGCGAUAACACCAUGGAGGACAUACUGAAGCAGCUCAAGCGUGAGAUGGGAGCUUCUCACAACAAGAAGCUGCAGCAGCCGCCCGAGAAUACUUUCUUCCAUCAUUGACGUCGUCUCUUUCCCCGUUCUUCUCGAAGGCUUCUUUUUUUUUUCCUUCAGUGGUAUGCCGGUCGUCUCUCCCGGACCGGGCCUCUUCUACUGUUGGUACUCAAAUGUAAUGUAGUAUUCUCCUGAAUACAGGUUUAUGCUUCUUCUUCCCCGUU
Selaginella moellendorffii is the source of this 660-nucleotide messenger RNA. RefSeq names its product ubiquitin-conjugating enzyme E2 variant 1C. Gene Ontology annotation, biological process: DNA damage tolerance; protein K63-linked ubiquitination. The record is from RefSeq and is a predicted model, not a curated record. The transcript has 5 exons. The coding region runs from base 83 to 505 and encodes 140 amino acids. Gene Ontology annotation, cellular component: nucleus. Lineage: Eukaryota; Viridiplantae; Streptophyta; Lycopodiopsida; Selaginellales; Selaginellaceae.